CAGACUGGACAGGCACGGGCAGAGGGGCAGUGGUAACAAUCUAAGUCUGCCAGGGACACACUGUAACAGUCACACAGUGAUACAAGCGGUUACAUUUCCUUGUGGACAGACAGACAGACAGACUGCUGCAGCUACUGAAAGACUGGGAUUCACAGUGUAAAAUUCCAGUAUGAUUCCGUUCGGGGGAAUAGCAUCUAAACUCAAGAUCGACCGCCUGAAGGCAUCCGGUGUGGGCUCACAUGAUUGCGCCGUGAAAUACCAGAACCAGGAUUAUGAGAGUCUUAAACAGCAAUGUGUGGAGAGUGGCAUCCUCUUCGAAGAUCCAAAUUUCCCAGCCAUCCCUUCUAUCCUGGGCUUCAAGGAAUUGGGCCCUGGAUCCAGCAAAACUAGAGGCGUGCAAUGGAAGCGGCCGUCAGAAAUUGUUGAUGACCCACAGUUUAUUAUUGGUGGAGCAACCAGAACAGACAUAUGCCAGGGGGCAUUGGGGGACUGUUGGCUCCUUGCUGCCAUUGGCUCCCUGACGCUGAAUGAGGAUUUGCUGCACAGAGUGGUACCGCAUGGGCAGAGCUUCCAGGAGGAUUACGCUGGGAUAUUCCACUUCCAGAUCUGGCAGUUUGGUGAGUGGGUCGAUGUGGUGAUAGAUGACCUUUUGCCGGUAAAGGAUGGGGAGCUGGUAUUUGUGCACUCAGCUGAGUGUACGGAGUUCUGGAGUGCCCUGCUGGAAAAGGCCUAUGCCAAGUUGAAUGGUUCAUAUGAGUCCCUUUCUGGUGGGAGCACCACCGAGGGCUUUGAGGACUUUACCGGAGGAGUUGCAGAAAUGUACGAACUACGCAAAGCACCUCGAGACUUAGAUAAGAUAAUAAAACGGGCAUUGGAGAGAGGGUCCCUUCUCGGAUGUUCAAUAGAUAUAACAAGUGCCUUUGACAUGGAAGCUGUUACAUUUAAGAAGCUUGUGAAGGGACACGCAUACUCUGUCACCGCUCUCAAAGAGGUUAAUUACAUGGGAGAAAUGGAAAAGCUUAUUCGCAUCAGGAAUCCCUGGGGGCAGGUGGAAUGGACUGGAGCCUGGAGUGAUAACUCCUCAGAGUGGAAUGAAGUGGACCCUUCUGAGCAGGAGGACCUGCGGCUAAAGAUGGAGGAUGGAGAGUUCUGGAUGUCUUUCCAAGAAUUCCUGCGCCAGUUUUCACGUCUGGAAAUCUGUAACCUGACCCCGGACACGCUAAAUAAAGAGGGGCUGAGCAAGUGGCACACCACUCUGUACGAUGGCAGUUGGCGCCGGGGAAGCACCGCCGGUGGCUGCAGGAACAACCCAGCCACAUUCUGGAUCAACCCUCAGUUCAAAGUCACUCUGCUGGAGGAGGAUGAUGACCCUGAUGACAAUGAGUUGGCCUGCAGUUUCCUGGUGGCCCUGAUGCAGAAGAACCGACGGAAUGAGCGGAAGGCAGGACAAGACAUGCACACCAUUGGCUUUGCUGUAUAUGAGGUUCCUGAUGAGUUUAAGGGCUGCCAGAAUGUUCAUCUGAAGAAAGAUUUCUUCCUGCGCCACCAAUCCUGUGCCCGCUCUGAAACCUUUAUCAACCUACGUGAAGUCAGCACCAAGAUCCACCUGCCCCCUGGGGAGUACAUCAUUGUUCCCUCGACCUUCGAACCGCACAAGGAGGCAGAUUUUAUCAUGCGAAUAUUCACUGAAAAACAUUCAGAUAUACAGGAGUUGGAUGAGGAGGUGACAGCAGAUCUUCCUGAAGAGGAGGAACUCACAGAAGACGAUGUGGAUGAUUCAUUCAAGGCCAUGUUUCAGCAGCUGGCAGGAGAUGACAUGGAGAUCAGUGUGUUUGAGCUGAAGACCAUCCUGAACAGAGUGGUGGCCAAACACAAAGAUCUGAAGACGGAUGGUUUUGGUAUGGAGGCCUGUAGGCAGAUGGUCAAUCUGUUGGACAAAGAUGGAAGCGGCAAGUUGGGAGUUGUGGAGUUUCAGAUCCUGUGGAACAAAUUCGAAAUGGCUGUCAUGGCCUUGUUACCUGCAUGCAUGGGCCCCGUGGGAAUAAACUACACUCCAUCUUUACAGACUGUUUUUCGAGAACACGACUUAGACAAGUCCGGCACCAUCAGCUCUUAUGAGCUACGGAUUGCCCUGGAAAGUUCAGGGUACAAACUGAAUAACAAGCUCAUUCAGGUUCUGGUCGCUCGUUACGCUGAUUCCGACAUGGGCAUUGAUUUUGAUAACUUCGUGUGCUGUCUAGUGAAGCUGGAGGCCAUGUUCAAGUUCUUCAAGGCAUUGGACGAAGGCGAUGGCACAGCUGAGAUGAAUUUGGGGGAGUGGCUGACGAUGACUAUGAGCGGAUAAUUCUGUUUUGCCUGGAUCUCUCAUUGGACUCUCCCCCUUGCCCUGUGCCAGCGCUUUCUCACUAUCCCAUUUCCUAAAGGGCUUGGAUCACUAGGACUCACCUCUCACUUGCUGACUUCCAAAGUGUGUCCAGGUUACACAUUUCCCAGAGGCCUCUGUGGGGGACAAAUAUGUGCCCUGCUAGAAUUAGAACCAGCCCAAUCAGAUUGCUGCAUACUGACAUGCUGAGAGCUGCUCUUGUAGAUGAUGCCAAGUGGGCAGCUUAUGGCACAAUUUUAAGUACUGUACUCUGGCCGAUAUGCCACAGGAUGUUCUAGAACUUCAGACCUGUAUGGUAACAUUUCGUUAUUAUACAUCAAUACAGCAGGUCUCCCUCUUAUGCUAGAGGAUAUCUAACCCUUACAGGGGUCAUUGGACCUGAACCAGAAGCCUUCAGCAUCGGGUGAUUAAAUGUGUGUUUUUUGGAGUAUAGAAGGCUCAAUACUCCAUGAGAUGUUCUAUCCCCCUAUAAAUGGGGGCUGAAUAGUGCCAGACUGCAUGUGGAAUAAAGAAUGGAAACUGUGA
This is a messenger RNA of Xenopus laevis (African clawed frog), 2908 nucleotides long. It is a transcript of the gene capn11.S, whose product is annotated as calpain 11, (mu/I) large subunit a S homeolog. NCBI's taxonomy places the organism in Eukaryota, Metazoa, Chordata, Amphibia, Anura, Pipidae. The record is from RefSeq and is marked provisional. Gene Ontology annotation, biological process: proteolysis. Gene Ontology annotation, cellular component: plasma membrane; cytoplasm. Gene Ontology annotation, molecular function: peptidase activity; cysteine-type endopeptidase activity; calcium-dependent cysteine-type endopeptidase activity.